CUCAUUCUCUGGCCCCUUCCCCAAAGCGGGGAGUGAAGCAGUCUUCUUUCUCUCUAGGUCCGUGGAGUCUGAGGCCGCCAAGGCAAGCUCUGGUAGUAUGUGUGGCUCCCCACAGCAAUUCUGUCUCCUGGCCUGAGCAGCAGCACCUUUCUGUCCGGAGAGCGGUACUAGGGAGGCUCUGAGCUGCCUCACGAAGUUUAGUUUAGCCCUCUGCUAGUUUGUCGGAGGAGCUCCAGGCUGUGAAGUCAGGACCGGAGGAGAUGCCCCUCCACGUGAAGUGGCCGUUCCCCGCGGUGCCCCGGCUCACCUGGACCAUAGCCAGUAGCGUCGUCAUGGGCCUGGUGGGCACCUACAGCUGCUUCUGGACCAAGUACAUGAACCAACUCACCGUGCACAACAAAGAAGUGCUGUAUGAGCUCAUUGAGAACCGAGACCCUGCCACCCCCCUCAUCACGGUCUCCAACCACCAAUCCUGCAUGGAUGACCCUCAUCUCUGGGGGAUCCUGAAACUCCGCCACAUCUGGAACCUGAAGUUGAUGCGUUGGACCCCAGCAGCUGCAGACAUCUGUUUCACCAAGGAGCUGCACUCCCAUUUCUUCAGCUUGGGCAAAUGUGUGCCUGUAUGUCGAGGAGAUGGUGUCUACCAGAAAGGGAUGGACUUCAUUUUGGAGAAGCUUAACCAUGGGGACUGGGUACACAUCUUUCCAGAAGGGAAAGUAAACAUGAGUUCUGAGUUUCUGCGCUUCAAGUGGGGAAUUGGACGGCUGAUUGCUGAGUGUCAUCUAAACCCCAUCAUCCUGCCACUAUGGCAUGUUGGAAUGAAUGAUGUCCUCCCUAAUAGCCCACCCUACUUCCCCCGAUUUGGACAGAAAAUCACCGUGCUGAUUGGAAAGCCCUUCAGUGCACUCCCUGUGCUUGAGCGGCUCCGGGCAGAAAACAAGUCAGCUGUGGAGAUGCGGAAAGCCCUCACUGACUUCAUUCAAGAGGAAUUCCAGCGGCUGAAGAUGCAGGCGGAACAGCUCCACAACCACUUCCAGCCUGGAAGAUAGGCUUUUCCUGCCCAGUCUGUGCCCUGAAGUCCUUAGUCGAGGGAGUACUGGAACCUCCAGGGUUUGGGAAGUAGUGGUGCAGGACCCUGUCCAAGCCUGCUUGACUCUGUACUGCCUUUGAGAUUCUUCCCUGCACAAAACUGAGGCUGGAAGAUGAACUGAUGCUUUUAACUCAGAUAGAUUGGCAUAUAAUCCCUGCUGGGUACUCUUUUUUGUUUGUUUUGAGACAGCGUGUCUCUGACUGUCCUGAAAUUCUGUUUGUAUACCAGGUUGGCCUCAGACCACAGAGAUCCACCUGCCUCUGCCUCCCAAGUGUUGGGAUUAAAGGUGUGCACCACCAUUGCUUAGCCUGGAUACUCUUUCUUAUCCUUGAGCAUCUGACUCCUCUUGGUCUCUUGGACUAAAAGAAGAGCCUUGGCUGUUCCUCACACUUGGCAGAGAAGGGAGGAAGACUCUUAGGCAGGGGCUAAUAUUGGAAGGGAGCAAAGCAGGCAGUUGAGCAACUAAUAGGAGAAUAGGUGUCCUGGCCAUAAAUGCAGAAAGAACCCAAAUGGCCCCUUGGAUGGGCUAUCACCACUUGCCUACCUUUUGCCCAGGGGCUGCUUACAACAUCCUCAGGGAAGGCUGUCAUUCUUCCACCUGAGCUUCUCCCACAGCAAAGUUUAUCCUUGGGUGGCCUCCAAACAAGAGCAAGUCUUGGCCCAGGAUUCAAUCCCAGCUAAACUUAACUAGAUGUUUCUGUUAGAGGGCAGAAAAAGGGCCCCCAAGACCUGAACAUGAACUCCUCGCAUCAGGGCCUAUAUACUUCUCUAACCUUUUUGCCUUGACAUCCCCUAUGUCCUGAGAUCUGGGUUUUCAUGUUUUUAAAGUAAUAAAAUAUUUGUGUUAUGCCACUAUACUUCUGUCUUCUGUGUAGGAAUGCAGAUGGGAAGUACCUUGCUGGACAAGAAAACAGGACCCUUGAGCCUGGAUACAAUGAGAUCAUUUAAGUAGAUGGACAUUGGGAUCUCACUAUGCACUGGCUACUCAAGACUUCCAUUAUCACCUGAAAAUCCCAUAAAAAUAUGGCAGUAGAGAUUCAUAAUAGUGGCAAAAUAAGACUAAUAACUAGAUCAAAACCUCAAGUGAAGUCAGACAUGGUAGUAUGCACCUGUGAUCCCAGCACUCGGGAGGCUGAAACAGGAAUUUUGCCAAGUGUUCAAGGUUGACCUGGGAUACUGAGUGAGACACUAAAAAGAAAAAAAAUUAAAGUCAAGUGUGGAAGGCAGGGGCAGGCAGAUGUCUCUGAGCUACAUAGUGAGACCCUGUCUCAAGAGGA
Molecule: messenger RNA, 2367 nt
Organism: Microtus oregoni (creeping vole)
Lineage: Eukaryota; Metazoa; Chordata; Mammalia; Rodentia; Cricetidae
Product: tafazzin
Exons: 11
Coding region: 261-1049 (262 amino acids)
Biological process (GO): inner mitochondrial membrane organization; cardiolipin acyl-chain remodeling
Cellular component (GO): mitochondrial membrane
Molecular function (GO): 1-acylglycerophosphocholine O-acyltransferase activity
Source: RefSeq, a predicted model, not a curated record